AUUGAGAAAAAUGAAUUGCUUGCCCUCAGGAUUUGGUCGAAGCUACUUAAGCUAGAGUACACAAAGUAGUUCUCUAGUUACAAUCCGAAUCCGAAGUAAAAGUGCACCUCUCCAGUUCUCCUUGUUUUACUUUUUUUUUUUUUUUCCUUAUGAAAAUCUUGUCUUGAAAUUCUUGUUUUUAUGUUACUUUGUACCGGAAUCCAUGGAAGCCAAAGUCCUAUCCAACGGAACCCGGUACUCUUCCCUCCCUGAAAGCUACGUCCGGCCAGAACCCGACCGGCCGAGGCUAUCGGAGGUCGCCGUCUGCAACGAUGUUCCGGUCAUCGACUUGGGCUGCGGAGAACGAGCCCUGAUAGUCAAAGAAAUAGCGGAAGCCUGCUCCGAAUAUGGAUUUUUCCAGGUUAUAAACCAUGGGGUACCAAAGAAAGCCAUAGAGGACAUGUUAAAAGUAGCCCAAGAAUUUUUCCAGUUGCCCGUAGAGGAGAAAAUGAAGCUCUACUCUGAUGACCCAUCAAAAACCAUGAGGCUUUCAACCAGUUUUAAUGUCAAAAAAGAAACUGUUCAUAACUGGAGAGAUUACCUUAGACUUCAUUGCCACCCAUUGGAGAAAUACUCUCCAGAAUGGCCUUCAAACCCCUCUUCUUUCAGGGCUAUUGUGAGCAAUUAUGUGAAGGAAGUUCGAGAACUUGGAUUUAGGGUAGAAGAAGCCAUAUCAGAAAGCUUAGGCCUGGAAAAGAAUAGCAUCCGGGAGGUGUUGGGCGAGCAGGGUCAGCAUAUGGCCGUCAACUUCUACCCACCGUGCCCGGAGCCGGAGCUCACUUACGGCUUGCCGGCGCAUACUGACCCCAAUGCCCUCACCAUUCUCCUUCAAGACUCACAGGUUUCCGGCCUCCAAGUCCUCAAGGAUGGCAAAUGGUUGGCUGUGAAACCUCACCCAGAUGCCUUUGUUAUCAACCUUGGUGAUCAACUGCAGGCACUGAGCAAUGGCAAGUAUAAGAGUGUAUGGCACAGAGCUGUGGUGAACUCUGACAGAGAAAGAAUGUCGGUAGCUUCAUUUCUUUGCCCCAGCGAUGAUGCGGUGAUCAGUGCGCCAAAGCAACUCUCCGACGAUGGGUCUCCGGCUGUUUAUCGGAAUUUCACCUACGACGAAUAUUACAAGAAGUUCUGGAGCCGGAAUUUGGAUCAAGAACACUGCUUGGAACUCUUCAAGAAUUAGUAAUUAAGUGUU
Messenger RNA from Ipomoea nil (Japanese morning glory), 1228 nucleotides. Its product is annotated as protein DOWNY MILDEW RESISTANCE 6-like. Bases 203 to 1216 code for a protein of 337 amino acids. The record is from RefSeq and is a predicted model, not a curated record. The transcript has 4 exons. Lineage: Eukaryota; Viridiplantae; Streptophyta; Magnoliopsida; Solanales; Convolvulaceae.